Messenger RNA from Stereum hirsutum FP-91666 SS1, 1029 nucleotides. RefSeq lists its product as uncharacterized. The transcript is spliced from 16 exons. Bases 1 to 879 code for a protein of 292 amino acids. Lineage: Eukaryota; Fungi; Basidiomycota; Agaricomycetes; Russulales; Stereaceae. The record is from RefSeq and is a predicted model, not a curated record.
AUGCCCUCCCUCAUUCCACUCAAUGACACGUUGGGUGCCAGUUUCAUCGGGGUCGUUUUCUCGAGCGUGGUAUUCGGCAUAACAUGUCUCCAAGCCUAUAUGUACUACACUCAACACUGUGGACGUGACAACCUAAGGCUCAAAAUAAUGGUCGGUUCCCUCCUCGCGCUGGAUACACUACAUCUUGCUUUUAUUUGUGUGUUCAUGUACCACUAUACCGUAACGAACUUCGGGGACUAUAAGGUCCUACUAUUUGCCCACUGGAGUGUUCUGGUACAAGUACCCUUAGCGCAUCUACUGAGCGUGAUUAUUCAGCUAUUCUUUGCCUGGAGAAUAUACCAUAUUAGUAAGAAACGUCUCUGGAUCCCCUGUGCCAUCGCAUGGUCCACAAGUGCCUUAUCCCUCAAUGCUGCCUGUGACGUACUUAUUGCGGGAUCAAUGAUGUUCUACUUACGAAGGAGCAAGACCCUAUUCUCAAGGACGAACCAGGUUAUCACUCGCCUCAUCACAUACGCCUUGAAUACUUGUCUUCUUACAACCGUGUGUGGCAUCGCAUGUUUAAUCACGUAUAUCGUCGCAGCAAGUGACUCUCUGGCCUUUAUACCUUUCUUUUUCAUGCUCCCUCGCGUGUAUACUUGCUCCUUCAUCUCAACGUUAAAUACUCGCGGUAACAUACGGCAAGACCUUAUACCUAGUAGCGGGCUGAUCACACUCUCCCAUCUUGGAGACAGCCGCACCUUGGCGCACAGUUCGGACAAUAGUCAGGGAGCAAUGCACAGGAGUGACGCAGCUUGGUCGGACGACAUGAGACUCGGACACUCCGAUUACUCGGGAGUGAUGGACAUCGAUGGCGUCAAGAAGGCAGGUGGGACUGUAUGAGACCGAAGUAUGCUCUGCGAGUGUACCAUAAGCCACGGACACAUGGUUGCCUACGGGCUUGUUUGUGCACCUAUUUGGACCACAAUCUGUUGGGUCUUUGUUUUGUUGUGACUGAUUGUACCAAUACUCCUUCGCUUUUUCCCUUCUCUU